Molecule: messenger RNA, 1303 nt
Organism: Protobothrops mucrosquamatus (brown spotted pit viper)
Lineage: Eukaryota; Metazoa; Chordata; Lepidosauria; Squamata; Viperidae
Gene: RAB37
Product: RAB37, member RAS oncogene family
Exons: 9
Coding region: 38-613 (191 amino acids)
Cellular component (GO): endosome; Golgi apparatus
Molecular function (GO): GTP binding; GTPase activity
Source: RefSeq, a predicted model, not a curated record
GUCGCUCGGCAAGAGUUACGACCUCUCCGGCAAGGUGAUGCUGCUUGGAGAUUCAGGUGUGGGGAAGACCUGCUUCCUCAUCCAGUUCAAAGAUGGAGCCUUCCUCUCUGGGACCUUCAUAGCUACUGUCGGGAUAGACUUCCGGAAUAAAGUGGUGACCGUGGAUGAUGUAAAAGUGAAACUGCAGAUUUGGGACACGGCCGGUCAGGAAAGGUUCCGGAGUGUAACACACGCGUACUAUCGUGAUGCACAAGCUCUUCUCCUCCUUUAUGAUAUCACCAACAAAGUCUCCUUUGACAGUAUUCGGGCUUGGCUCACAGAAAUCCAUGAAUAUGCCCAAAAGGAUGUGGUUAUCAUGCUUCUAGGUAAUAAGGCUGACAUGAGCAGUGAGCGAGUUAUCAGAACAGAAGAUGGGCAAUCUUUAGCCAGGGAAUACGGAGUGCCUUUCAUGGAGACUAGUGCCAAGACGGGUAUGAAUGUGGAAUUGGCAUUUCUGGCCAUUGCAAAAGAGAUCAAGCAGCGAGCUGUGAAGCAGCUGGAUGAGCCCAAGUUCCAAAUCCAUGACUACAUUGAGUCGGAGAAGAGGCGGUCCAGCUGCUGUACCUUUCUCUGAAGGAAGAAGAUGCUAAGGCAGUCGGAACGAUCUACCGCUGAAGAGACCCAAGGAGCAAGAGGGCUACACAGGAGAUACAGGGAAGGAACGAAAUUUGGGGGAAUCUACUCCAAGGACAUUGCUUUUUAGAGAAUCCUGUACAUAAGAAGUAUAUGUGUCUGUUUUUGGUUGCCACGUGUGGAUGUGAAGGAAGAGUUACGAACGCGUGUGUGAAAGUGUGUGCAAAGGCAAUCAGGUUCUAUAGUAUUACUCAGGCCUAUAUCCUUUGCUGGUAAGAGGAAAGGCACUGCCCACACCAAAGGGAACCAAGCUUUCUUUUGACUCUUACAGCCCUGCUCUUUGCCUUGAAGAAAGAGGGAGGGUUGACUGGGAAGGGAAGGUCUCUCUCUUUCAAAGGCCACGGGGAGACCUUUAGAUAAAAUAAAAAGGUUAAUGGAGUGUAUUGCCCUAAAAAGCCAUGGUUUGUAUGAAUACUGAAACCAGCAGAAAUAUUCAGUAAAGUAAAAGCAGACAGAUUUCCUUUGACCUCUGGCCUUUCCUGCUUCCCACACCCAAAGAUCCUGCAAAGAGGGCCUUUUGCUUCUCCUCCCUUCCUCCCUCGGCUCAAGGAAAGGACUCCAGGGUGUAAGUGUGUCUUUUGUCCUGGCUGAAACGUCAAGAGAAUGCUGCUGACUGGAGUUAGUUAGGUGG